AAAAAGAAAAUAAUGUCAUGGACUCCUGUCCCAGCCACCGUCAGCCACAGUCGCAGCUGGACCUCGCUCCUCAACUUGAAGCAAAAAUGCCUACAGAGACUGAGAGAUGCAUUGAGUCCCUGAUUGCUGUUUUCCAAAAGUACAGCGGGAAGGAUGGAAACAACACUCAACUCUCCAAAACUGAAUUCCUUUCCUUCAUGAACACAGAGCUGGCUGCCUUCACAAAGAACCAGAAGGAUCCUGGUGUCCUUGACCGCAUGAUGAAGAAGCUGGACCUCAACUGUGACGGGCAGCUAGAUUUCCAAGAGUUUCUCAACCUCAUUGGCAGCUUAGCUAUAGCGUGCCAUGAUUCUUUCAUCCAAACUUCCCAGAAGUGAAUCUAAUCCUCUCAGUUCCCAUCCAACCACCAAGUCAUCACCUCCCCCGACCCCAUCCACACCUGCACUGAGCCCAGCACACCUACCACAACAUGUAUCCCACGCCUGCUGGCGAAAAUAAAACAAUGCCAUUUAUUUAAAUGUAAAAAAAAAGAGAGAGAAAAUAAUGUCAUCACUUAGCUUUAAUGUCACAGGGCACAGGUCCUUCCUGGCCUGAACAGUAGAGCUCCUGUCUUGACCCUCAUUCUUCAGCAUGUUAUCCAUACGCAGGCCCUAGGAACUCCCAUGGGGUACCUGACUGUCCUGUCUGCAACUCUGAAGUUUUUUUUUAUCGUUUACUUCUUUUAGAAGUUGCAUGUUGGGGCUAGAGAGAUGGCUCAGAGGUUAAGAGUACCAACUGCUCUUUCAGAGGUCCUGAGUUCAAUUCCCAGCAACCACAUAGUGGCUCACAACCAUCUAUAAUGAGAUCUGGUGCCCUCUUCUGGCCCACAGGCAUAUAUGCAGGCAGACCACUGUAUACUUAAUAAAUAAAUUAAAACAAAAAAAAGAAGAAAGUUGCAUGUACUCUCCUGCAAGCUUCCACUACAUCACCACACAAAUCUGUUUUUACAAUUACCUUGGCAGGAAUGUGCCACCACCCUACUAGAAAUCUAAACCUUUUUGUAUUUCUCUUGAUAUGUAUGUGGGAAUGGAACUGCUGCUCAGUGUUAACUGUGGCCAUAUGCUAGAUCCCUGCUUAACUCUUUUUUUUUUUAAACAUUUAUUUAUUGUUAUAUGUAAGUACACUGUAGCUGUCUUCAGAUGCACCAGAAGAGGGCAUCAGAUCUUAUUACGGAUGAUUGUGAGCCACCAUGUGGUUGCUGGGAUUUGAACUCAGGACCUUCACAAGAGCAGUCAGUGCUCUUAACCACUGAGCCAUCUCUCCAGCCCCCCUGCUUAACUCUUUACCCUAAAGAAAAAGAUCUCCCUGCUUAAACCAGGCUUGGCUUCAAAUAGCUGGCCUCCAGUGACACUCCUGCCACAGACUCAUAAGUGGUUAGGACUACCAAUGUGUACUACCACCGUAGGCCUCUCUAAGGAACUGCUAAGCUAUUUAACACAUCGGCUGUGCUACUUUUUAUUUUUUCAGCAAAGUGUGAAAUUUCCACUUUUCCUGAAUUUCUAACAUGUAAUACUACCCUUUAGACACUCUACGCCCUACAGGUGACCAAACCCAGACCUCACUAGGCAAGUGCCCUACUAUCUACAUAUAGAAUAUAUUCUCAGGAAGUUGGCUACCCAAUCAAUUGUCCUUGGCUUUUGAGGCAAGAUCUCAUUCUAUAACCUAGAUUGGACUAAAAUUAU
Messenger RNA from Mus musculus (house mouse), 1721 nucleotides. RefSeq names its product predicted gene 12854. The coding region runs from base 18 to 377 and encodes 119 amino acids. The record is from RefSeq and is a predicted model, not a curated record. The transcript has a single exon. NCBI's taxonomy places the organism in Eukaryota, Metazoa, Chordata, Mammalia, Rodentia, Muridae.